This is a messenger RNA of Juglans microcarpa x Juglans regia, 769 nucleotides long. Its product is annotated as calmodulin. The record is from RefSeq and is a predicted model, not a curated record. The transcript is spliced from 4 exons. The coding region runs from base 144 to 593 and encodes 149 amino acids. NCBI's taxonomy places the organism in Eukaryota, Viridiplantae, Streptophyta, Magnoliopsida, Fagales, Juglandaceae. Gene Ontology annotation, molecular function: calcium ion binding; enzyme regulator activity.
CCAUCCCAAAUAUCACAAGUACGGACAGAGCGGAUUUACGUGUAGAUUACGGUCAACACCCCUACAAAAACCCCUCUCUCGGCCUCGAUCAUUUGUUCUUUUCUUAUACACACGCAAAGACCGGACUAGACUUCUGAUUUGAGAUGGCGGAGCAGCUCACGGAGGAGCAGAUCGCAGAGUUCAAAGAAGCUUUCAGCCUCUUCGAUAAGGAUGGCGAUGGCUGCAUUACAACAAAAGAGUUGGGAACAGUCAUGAGAUCUUUGGGGCAAAAUCCUACUGAAGCUGAACUGCAGGAUAUGAUCAGUGAAGUUGAUGCUGAUCAAAAUGGCACCAUUGAUUUCGCUGAGUUUCUAAAUUUGAUGGCACGGAAAAUGAAGGAUACUGAUUCUGAGGAAGAACUCAAAGAGGCUUUCAAGGUGUUCGAUAAGGAUCAGAAUGGCUAUAUUUCUGCUGCAGAGCUUCGACAUGUAAUGACAAAUCUUGGAGAAAAGCUGACAGAUGAAGAAGUGGAUGAGAUGAUACGCGAAGCAGAUACAGACGGUGAUGGUCAGGUGAACUACGAGGAAUUUGUGAGGAUGAUGCUUGCAAAGUGAUAUGAGACAAGGUACGGAUAUGAGAAACAAGUAGUUAAUGUAGGGCUACUGGUGGUAUCUUGCGUAAGACUUUGUUGUAUUGGCCAUAAAGUAGUCGUUGGCAUUGACGCGGAUUGGUCAACCGUUAUUGCUUGAUUGAAUGUUUGUUUUUCUAAUAUGAUUGUAUCCGUUCACUC